AUGCCAGGAAAAAUAAAGGUGAAGGUGCUGGCUGGCAGGAACCUGCCUGUGAUGGACAGAGCUGGUGAUACCACCGACGCUUUCGUCGAGAUCAAAUUUGGUGGCAUUACGCACAAGACUGAUGUUUGUCGAAAGUCUCUCAACCCGCAUUGGAACAACACUGAGUGGUAUAGGUUUGAGGUGGACGAGUCAGAACUGCAAGAUGAGCCUCUGCAGCUGCGUCUCAUGGACCACGAUACGUAUUCGGCGAAUGACGCCAUCGGAAAGGUGGUCAUCAGCUUAGCUCCCCUCCUCGCCAGGGAGGCCAACAACACAAAGGGCACUGCUGGCCCUCCUGGUGGUGCUGUGUUAUCCGGUUGGAUACCGGUCUUCGAUACGAUGCACGGCAUCCGAGGAGAGCUGAACGUCAUCGUGAAGGUGGAACUAUUCUCGGACUUCAACAAGUACAAGACCUCCAGCUGCGGUGUCCAGUUCUUCCACUGUCCGAUGAUUCCCCCUGGUUACCGGGCGAGUUCUAUCCAUGGGUUUGUAGAAGAGUUGGUUGUUAACGAUGACCCGGAAUACCAGUGGAUUGACAAAAUCAGGACACCACGAGCCUCCAAUGAAGCUCGACAGGUUGCUUUCAUCAAUCUCAGUAACCAGGUGCAGCGACUAGUCGGUCUGAAAGCAGCCGAACUCGGUGCCAAUGCCGUAGUGGGAUACCAGCAAGACUUCGACCUAGAAGGAGAGGCGGGCGUCGUCGCCAGAGCUAUCGGUACUGCAGUAAGCAUCACUCCAUUGCCACUGCCUUGUCAACCGUCAAAUAUUCCGCCGUGCACACAACAGUGCGAGCGGGACAGGGAUAAGGGAGAGAAAGAGAAGGGGUCCCCGCGUCACGCGCGCCACGAGUCGUACGGCAGUCGGGAGCCGGUGAUUACGGCGCACGCGCAGAACUCAUCCUUAAACGCAUCGUCCACUCCGUUGGGGAUACAUCGCAGGUCGUCCGAUUCUGAUCUCAGUGUUACACCUAAAGGGAGCUCUCUAAACACAUCGGCCGCGAUCACAGGAAGCGGUGGUGGCGCCAUCUUGCGUCCUUCGAUGAACAGUAAUAACCUAGAAAUGUUGGAAUACCCUUUCCUGACCAUGACAGAAUAUCCGCCAGGAUUUAUUGUACACAUUGGGGGCACAGUUUGCGCUCGAUCGGUUAAGCUAGUGGACGGCGGGGGCGAGAGUGCGGCCCGUGCUGCGUGGUGGGCCGAGCUCAGGACCGAACUCAGGGCGCACGCCAGGGCGCUGCGGUGCAACGCGGUCAUCGCAUACACUGACACCGCGGCGAUAUGCGAGGAUGUUUGCGUGCUGUCCGCGUCCGGUACAGCAGCUGUCAUUAACCUGGACUGCGAUUUCAAUGCUGAGAUUGACGCCGCUGUUGCGGUGGCGAACGGCACUAAAGGUACCAUAGAGGAAGUGGAGACGGAUUCUUGUUCGGUGGCGCACGUGCCGUAUUCCCCGGGCGCGGGGCCCUACAGGGCCGAACUGUCCACCUGCGGGGGCUGCAGACGCGCCAGAGUGCCGGCCGUACUACUAGCAACGUGUUCCAAACCGAACAAAUUACUUUCCUAUCCUAAAGCGGUCACUCUCACUGCUGUCGCGGCCCGCACCCGUCGAGCGGCGCCUACUUCUGAGCCAGGAGCCAGAGACAUUUCCGACCAGCUACCCUUCCUGGAGUACGAGCUGCACAAGCUGCUGCUGGCCAAACUGAGGAUGCAGGGUGCGAACGCACUAUUCAACUUACAAACUCAAAUCACAAUCGGGGAACGCUGCGUGAUGGCGCUAGCCAGCGGCACCGCCGUCAGACUCAGCGCCUUGCCGCCGCCCGCGCCGCCUCGCAUUAAGGCUAUAGAAAAUGAUAAAGAGGCGUUGGAAAUACAAAAAGCGUUGUGGGACUCGUUCACAGCCAACAAAGUAGCUAACGGAUAUGAUGUAGGUGGUCCAGAACACAACGCUAACGGUGCUCUUCCUGAAAUAGAAGGUGAAGAGCCACCAGCGUUAGAUUUAUGCGCUGAUAAAGAUGCCUGUGUUCUGGAACUGGACGAAGCUGAAGAUGUGGAAACAGCUCGUACUUUAGCAACCCGUCGUCUGCAUACUCGUUUACAAGUUUUCACCAACGCACUUAAACCACUGAAGGGUGCUCCUCCAUAUGCAUUUACUCAGGUCUGGCGAGGUAAAAUCUCCACCGGGGGAAGUAGUGGGGGAGUGAGGAGCGCAGGGGAGAGACAAGUGGGUCGAGCUUUAGACGCGCUCGCUUAUAAGCUGAGGCGAUUACAACCCGCUGCUUUGUUAGCCGCAUCUUUCCGCCUCGAUCUGCCUGAUGACGAAAUUCAACUAGUAGUAUCUGGAGCAGCGACUAGACUACAGGACCCUAACAAACCAGAGCCAUCGGAAAACGGUCACUCUGGUCAAUCCAGUCAAUCGGGUCAGACGAGUCACAUAGGACAGACUACUCACUCGGGCCAGACGAGUCACAGUAACGGGAAUGGUGACGCUGAUGAUGAGAUUUUUACGCUAGAUGAAGAGCAACUGGUCAAAUCCACUCAUUCGGAGCCUGCUGAAGAAAAGACUGUUGUUAAUGGACAGGUGCCGACUACGGUGUCUCUCACGUCACUCUGCUACGUGUCGGGCGCGCGCGUGGUCCGCAGAGUGUGCGCGCUGAGGCUGCUGUUCGUUAGGGAAACCACCACCGUACGAGAACUGGGCGGCCUCAGCGGGUUCCUGCAUACCUUCACUAGCGAGGUUUUAGCGAUAGUGCGAGCUUACACGGCGGCUUUGGGCGGGAACGCUCUCACAUCGUUCUAUAUUACGCAGCUCAUGUUACAGGACAACGCGCAUAAAAACCAGGGUCAAUGUCUCCUAUCUGUCGGAGGCGAUGUGGUACAUAUUACGUAUUAA
This is a messenger RNA of Chilo suppressalis (striped riceborer), 2925 nucleotides long. Lineage: Eukaryota; Metazoa; Arthropoda; Insecta; Lepidoptera; Crambidae. The record is from the annotation of a GenBank genome assembly.